Molecule: messenger RNA, 1866 nt
Organism: Phytomonas sp. EM1
Lineage: Eukaryota; Euglenozoa; Kinetoplastea; Trypanosomatida; Trypanosomatidae
Source: the annotation of a GenBank genome assembly
AUGGCUGACGGGACAAGGGGUGUUGAAAGGUUUUUGCGCCUCGCACGGUUCCUGCAGGCUGUGAAGCUGGUUGGGUGGGAUCUUCCUACGGAUAUUGGAGUCUAUGAGGAUGUCCAUCGGGGUGCUGACGGCUCGUCGGAUUUCCCGCGACGGGUCGUUCCUGAGGUGGAGGUCCGACAGCCGUUCGACGAGAUCGAGUUACUAAAAGAGAGGCAUGCGGGGAAGCGUGACGCGACUCUGAGAGGUAAUGAGCUGCCGGCCGAGUGCCUUAAUAUUUUUUCUGACACCCAUUUUAAAAAUGUGGAGGAUGUGGGGGACGUAAGCACCGAUGUAGUGUGUGCCAAAGAGUUGUAUGCGCGUGCAGCGCAGAGUGCGGCGUUAUACAAUAUAUCAUCUGCACUGAACCAGCGCUACUAUUAUCCAAUGCGACGUUGGGAACGUCUGCAGCCUGUAUCGGGUGCAUCAGUGAGCGCUACCGAUGCGUGGUUCACGGCUUUAUCUGCAGAGGCAGGUUACUACGCGGGGGUAGGCGAUAAGCUUAGCGAGGACAUGCCCACGAACGUCGUGGAUGCACGCCAGCCGGUGUCACUGCUACGUGUGUCGCGUAUGGGCAAAUCACGAUGGGGUAGCAUAGAGCCUUACCUUACAGCUGCGGAUAGGUCGACAAUUUUUGUGAUGAUCGCAAGCUAUCGAGAUUCGUUAUGCGGGUCAACGAUAGAAGAUCUGAUACGCAAGGCAAAGAAUGUUCAUCGUGUGCAUGUGGGGAUCACUCAGCAGAAUGCUGUGGGUGAUUUGAGCUGCCUACCAGACAUUGUGUUUACGCCGAUUCCCUGCUUUGCGCUGCUGUUAAGUCCAGGUGAUGAGGCAUCUGACGAGGAAGUGGCGCGGCGGCGGGUAUUCUCUGAUGGCGACUCGCCGAUCGGCUCCUCGCAUCGACUGUGCUUUUUCCAUGACAACAUUCGCAUUCGUGAAAUGCUGUCAACCCAAGCGCGCGGGCCGACCUUCGCGCGCUACUUGAAUAUGCUUUUGUAUCGCGGUGAGUCGUUGUUGAUGGUGUUGGAUUCCCACAACCGCUUCAAGCCGCACUGGGAUUCGCUGGUAACGAAUUUAUACUACCAGUACGAGGACCCCAAGGCGGUGCUCUCACACUACCCACUCUCUCUCACUGAUUAUGGUAGAAGGGCUAGCGACUCUGACUUCAACGAGCCCUUGUCGUAUCUUUGUGGUGCCUUUUUCCUUGAAUACUUAGGCUAUCCUGUGCUUAGUGGGUCUUUGACUUACUUUCCUGAACAUCACUACUCUAAUCUUCGCUACAACGACCCCUAUGUAGUAGUUCAAUCAAAGGAUAUUCGACCCUCAGAAAACUUUCGAUUUCCUCAACCAUGGGCUGCAGCUGGGUUUAUGUUUGGCUCUGCGCUCAUCAUGCGCGAGGUCCCGUUUGAUCCUCAUCUUAGUAAUAUUUUUAUGGGUGAGGAGAUACUCUUUAGUGUGCGGUUAUGGACGCAUGGGUACAACAUGUACUCUCCAAUAUACUCUAUCGUGUAUCAUUACUACUUUCGUGAGGAUUCACCGAAGGUGUGGGAUGAAUUGCCGUUGUGGUCAACCCUAGGCCUGAUGUCUAGGAAGCGAAUUCAUUACCUUCUCCGGAGCCGUGUGGAACCCAGCAAGCAUGCCGCUUCUAACAGCUCGGAGGCUCCGCUGAUCGUUCCGCCCUCGACGCGGGAGGCUGUGGUGCUGUUGGAUGUGGAUCGCUACGGCAUGGGCAAAGUGAGGACUGUGGAGCAGUGGUACGAUUACGCGGGGGUGGAUCCGGUCAAUUACACCGUGGACGGCCGAUGGUGCGGCAAGCAUCAGGACACCAAGUAG